AUGGAGUCGGGAAUAAUUCAAGAAAAGUCACCCCCUUCACGUGGGUUAAAGCAAGUAAAGGUGGAUAAUUGGGGAUCAUUUUUUCUCCAGCGAGUGCAGCAGCUUUACUCCGAUGAACAAUUUCUUGAUCUUAAAAUUAGAUUUCCUACAAGUGAUAUUAUUGUACAGGCCCAUCAACUUGUAGUUGCAACAUGUACAGACUAUUUUAUGCAACUUGACCAGCAGCAGAAAGAAAAGGAUGAAAACUUUAAUGGUAUACUUACUAUGCCUUCAGACAUGCCUUACGAGUGUGUUAAAUCUAUUAUAAGCUUUAUGUACACUGGACAAUUGGAAUACUGGACGUCGGAACAGCAUGCUUUGUACCGUACGGCGCAAAAAAUGAAUAUGACAGUGCUAACAAAAUUGCUCGAUGCUCAAUUCAACACUAGCAAUUUACAGGCCGAAACGGCAAAGACACCCCCGCGAUCAACGAUAACCAGCUCGAAACCGUCAACUCCAAUUACAAAACCUGUUAUUAGCUCUAUGUCGACCUUAUCUGGUCAGCCAUUGCCUGGCAGAAAACUUCCAAUUUGGAAGAGAAAACUGGACGAGUCUCCAUCUAUACCUGCAAUGAAUUACGAAGUACGAACAUUCCAUGGCACAUCGUCGAUGCACAAACCUCAAGAGGCAACUCCCGGUCCAUCUAGAUUCGAUUUUCCGGAAGCGGAUGAUAUUGCUCUUGGAGUAUUUUCAUCGUUCGACGAUAUUACGUAUAAUACAAAGCCUAUUGUCCAAGCAUCGGAUGCGUAUAAAAAAGGAAACGCCUCUCGUAAACGUUCCCCAGAUAGGGAUAGUAAAAAUGACACAACUGAAGAUGAGGAGGAAGAAAAUCAGGGGAAUGAGAAAAGUUCGAGAGACGCGAAUUCGGAUGAUGAUUGGAGUAUAUCGAAGAGUUUCCAAAAAUCUUCGGAAGGACAGUCCAAACGAGUGCGUUUCGAUCUGGAAGAGAAGGAAAAUGUGGAGAAGCCUACAUCAAAUCUUCGAUCGAGCACCGACGAUUCCAUCAACAAUCACGCAAAGAUCAUUAGAGAAGUAUUAAAGAAGUAUCCGCAUUUAGUGAAGAACAAUAAAAAUAUUCGAUUGAAGAUCAUGCAGAAGGAAACGAAAUCCUCCGAUAGCAAUACCGCGUGCAAAACAAAAGUAUCUUAUGUGGUUCUGAAAUCCGAUCACCUAUUGUCCAAUAAUGGCGAUGAGAACGAUUCCAAGUGCAACGGCAAUAUCGAUGGCGAGACAGGUCCCUGGAAAUGCAACAAAUGUGACUUGGAUGAGGAGUAUACGAAUUACUACAUGUAUAGAAGACACAUGCAGGAUGUACAUGAGGAGAAGUUUGAUCCGAGAGUUUGCGAACAUUGCGGCUACAAAGCGACUAAGCGCAACAUCCUGAUGUAUCAUCUUUAUACCAAGCACAACGUGCCACCGCCUAAGAGCAUGUGCUUCCCAAAGUGCCAGGCCUGCUCGUAUGUCGCUCUCUCGGAGACUUUGCUGGUGCGUCAUCAAAUAAAUCAUAAUCAUCGACCCGCUACCAGACAUCAUUCUCUACCUUCUGAGGAUAUUCAAUGCGGCCAGUGCAAUCAAUCGUUUAAGAGCAUCACCGAACUUACCACGCACGAAUUGAAUAGCGGACAUGGAGGUAUGGCAGAUGGCAAGGAGACGAAGGGCCAUCGUUGUCCAUACUGCGGCAAGGUCUUUGUGCGCCUAACGAAUUUGCAAGUACAUUUAGACUGCGCGCACAAGGAGUUACAUAGGGAUACGAGUGAAUCCGCGCCGUCCACACCGACCAUCUCGCUGGAACCAUCAUCCGAAGCAGAGGCUCUCAGCCACGUUGCCAGCGGCAUAGCCGCUUCUCUCGGUGUUGGAGAUGAUACAGAUGCCACUGUAGACACACAAGAGGCUGCAACUAUAACGAUGGUAAAAACCACGAAUGACGAUCAAUACAUCGUGCCAGACAUGUUAGAUGACAUAACGCAUAAUAUCACUUAUAACGAGCAUGAGUUAGAGGGUCAGGAUAUGAUUAUGCUGGUGAAUAACGAUGAAAAUUAUCAGCACGUCGAGAACGAUCAUCAUCAGCAACCGCAGCAGUUGGAUAUCGCUGAUAAUGAGCAGAUAGUGAUGCAGGGUACAGACGAUGGAAUGAUCGUAUACAUUCACGGCGUCGAGGAGACUGAUCAUCGAUCUUAUGAGAGUUAUCAGCCUGCUGAAGUUACGCAGGAUACCGAGGAAAUAGUCGAGGAAGUAGUUGAAGAGGUCGAAGAAGUUAUGGAGGAGGAGAUGCAGGAGGUGACUCAACACAUGUUGGAGGAUUGUGCCGAUAAUCAGGUCGAGGAAGUGAUACAAUACGUCGAGGAACAAACGGAGAUAGUGGAGUAUGAUGAGGAACAAUGCAGCGAACAGAGUAAUAACAGUAUGGAUGAUAAUCAAGAAUCCGUCAUGAUUAUUGAGGAAGAGCACGUCGAGGGAGAAGAAGAUAUGGAACAAAUAACUGAUAAACAGCACAAGAAAAUGCAAAGUUUCGCCACAGAAUGGGACGAGGAUAGCGCGGAAACGAUGGAGUCAUGAAUAUUGUAACGUUGAAUAUUAUCUUAUUUGCUUAUGUAAUAUGUUAUUAAUUUUCAUCAUGGCUAUAUUCUCUAAUUAAAUGUUUCAAUGAAGUCUUGUUUUAUACUUUACUCUGUGUAAUGCUUGUUGAUAGUGGUCGGUGAUGUAACAAAUGUAGUGUAGCCAUGCUGACUUCGCGAUUUAGCAGUAAACCAACAAAAUUAAUCACGUUUUAUAUUUACUAGCAACAGGGAAUACAAUAUGAAUAUUGAAGAAAUUGUACUGCGCUUGUAUAUGUGAAUUCUAUUGUUGCACCGACACAUUGUAAUUUUUGGAUUAUCUUAUUAAUGCAAGCUUCUAACAUGUGAAGCAAAAUAUAAUAUAUUUUGCAAUGCAAAAUACAAAAGUACGAAACGUACAUCUCGACAUGUAUAGCCCUUACAUUUGUAAAAGCUCUGUAUAAGGAUUUAUAGUCUCUAAAUGGAAAAAAAAAUUUUUUUUAUUAUUAUAAAAACGUUUAUAUCUGCUUAAAUAUAAAUCUUAUAAAAAUAUAUGUUACACUUAUUAAUUAAGAAUAUAGAUUAAUUUUAUGAAAAUCCACAGUAUAUGCCAAAGCAUAUCGCUGACCAAUCUCGUAGGUUAAUACUGUUCUGGAAAAUGAAAAUAUAUCACGUAAAAAAUAAUUUUUAAAAUAAAUGUUUCUUCCAA
This is a messenger RNA of Formica exsecta, 3282 nucleotides long. RefSeq names its product centrosome-associated zinc finger protein CP190-like (gene Cp190). The transcript has 4 exons. The coding region runs from base 1 to 2595 and encodes 864 amino acids. The record is from RefSeq and is a predicted model, not a curated record. Lineage: Eukaryota; Metazoa; Arthropoda; Insecta; Hymenoptera; Formicidae. Gene Ontology annotation, biological process: regulation of transcription by RNA polymerase II. Gene Ontology annotation, cellular component: nucleus. Gene Ontology annotation, molecular function: sequence-specific DNA binding; DNA-binding transcription factor activity, RNA polymerase II-specific; protein binding.